ACGGAGUUCUGACCCACUUAAAUAUUUCUCGAUCUCAGGUCACCCUAAAUUGAGAUCUAGAGUUUCGGCUUGAAACAAAGAACAGUGGACUUAUGUCAGCCAAUUUAUGGAAUAAAAUACAUAAAAUUAACGAGUUUAAAUCUCAAUUAUCUAAAGCGCUUAGUGAGGUAGACAAAUUAAAAGAGCUAGCUAUAUGGGAAAAUGGCAAGCUUGAAAAUCAAAUCGAUGCAGAGACACUUCGACGCUAUCGAAAGGCGAAGUCCAAGGAAGCUGAAGAACUUAAUAAGAAAAAAGAGCAUUUAAAAGCUGUACUGACGAACGAUGAAAACAAAAUUCUAAAAGAGUGUAAAACAGCAAGUGAGGAAAAAGCUGAGCGUUUGAAGUAUUUAAGAGCACAAGCUGAAUUGCUGGAAAAAAAAAAGAAAGAGACAGACGAAAAAAUUGCGCUUGAAAAGUAUGACCAGCGUCUUCGGGGAUUCUUUUUAGUGGCUGAUUCUAUGUCAAGCCCACAUAGGCCAUUCUGGCUUCUGAACAGACCAAUCUAUUCAUUCUUCUUAAACCACGUUUUGACCUUGUCACUUAUUGCUUAUUAAUUCUGACAUUUUUACAUAAUCGUAUGUGUGUUAAUUACUUACCAUAUUCAUCAUGUGUCUGUAAUUUAUUUUUGUGUGACUAUAAAUAUCAAUUUACGCUUGGCUCACUUGCCUUCUCCGAUCGCCUUAACUCUUCCUUCUUCGUUUUGUUUCACUGAUUUUCUGUUCAAAUUAAUUACUGCAUGAAAUAUGCAUAUUCAGAAUCCAUUCUCAUAUUUGUCCUAUUUAAUUCCGCUGUUUCCUAACACGACUUAUGUUGGUAUUAACAUACUAGGCAAACGAUCUAAUUGGAGUCAGAUAAAGUGUCACAAAACACUCAGCGAUGUUUUAGAAGAACAAGGAAUCUGUUUUAAACUGACUAUGUGGUAAAAAUAAAUAGGUUACUAUUCUUCAAUAUCAAACUUGUAGAUUUUACAAUAUGACUUCUUAAACAUAAACCACAUGCUAACGGAUAAGCAGGUUUGUCUUAAGGUUGGGAGAGGGGUUUAAAACUCAAGUAAUUUCAGAGUGUUGGUGAAAAAUGAAUAAUGAAAUUUGUGAACUUCGGAGUGGUUUCUUCACAGUAAAGUUUUAAAAAAAAUUGCUACAGAUGUGAAUAUUUAUUUCCCGUUACUUCAUACUGCGUAAUCAUGGUUUAAGCCUGAAUGUGCUGAAUUACGUCAGGAAUUAAGUAAACGUAGAGCUAAAGAAAUCGCUCGUGAUCUUUUAAUCCAAAUUGAAAUGAAACAGAAGCAAAAUCUUCUAGAGAAACGUCAAAAUGACUAUUUGGAUAAGCUCGUAUUAACUCACUCAAAGGAUAUGUCCAAUGAAGCUGAUGCGCAGAUGAUUGUAGAAGGAAAAAAGCGGAUCGCAAAUGUUUUAAGACAACAGAUAGAAAGAAAAGAGCAGGAGAAACUUGUAGAAAAAGCGGAGAAGCUGAAACAAGCAAACGCUUUGGAAGAAUUAAAUAAGCAACUGAAGCAAGAAAAAGAAGAUGAGGUAACAAAAAAGAAACUAAGGUUCUCUAAGGUGAAACUGGACUUGAACAAGUGUUUACAGGAAAAACUAUUGAGGAAAUCAGAAGAACGCAACCAAGAAGCUCAGUACGACAAUUUACUAACCCUUUUAAACCAACAAGUAGAUAAAGAGAGGAGUGGAAAGCAGAGGGACAAGACGUUUUGUAUCUUAGUCAGAGAGAAAUAUGAAAUUCGGUGUCGAUGGUGUUCUAAUGUUUAGCCCAGAUUCUGUAUGGUCAAUGUCUUAUGCAAAUGGAAGAAAAUCUUGCGGCAAAUUCCAGGGGGACCUUACCUCUUAAGUAGUAUCAUAAUGUAAACAAGACCGGAAAUUAAUUAUUGUGUUAGCAAACUAUUUUAUUCGAUUACUGAAGACAACGUGCUGAAUGAGAGAUGUUUCUUUUCUUUAAAGUAUGAUUACAAAUUGCUGACCUGACAAUGUGAAGGUAAUCAGAAAUAGGAUUUACUGAAAAAAAAUUUCCUUGGUUUUAAAUAGCCCAAAUAAAAAAACCAAUUCAAUCAUUCGACUUUUAGGUUACUUUAAAGAAAGAGGCGUUACAGUAUUUAGAGCAUGUUCGUAAUUCAAAAGAAGCCGAAAAGAUGUAUGAGGAAGAAAUUAGCAGAAGUAUUGACGAACAUAUUGCAAAGCAACAAAAUCUUGGUCACCAUAAGAAAAUGCAGCUUCUAGUAGCUAGAGAAAAUUUGAAAAAUGAUGUAAACGAAGUAUGUCGACAACAAAUAAUGGAAAGAAGAAAAAGGCAGGAUGAAGAAAAACUUGAACACAUAGAAGUGAAACAACUGAACGAAGUUAUUGAACGAAUGAAGUUAGAUUCUAAGUAUGAGCUGCAGUUGCGACGCCAGAAUGUUGAGACAUAUCGUAACGCCUUAGAACGACAAAUUGCUGACCAGCGAACUAGAUACCAACAACUAAUAGCUGACAAUGCACGGGAGUUUGAGAAGAAUAAGAAAACAGAGGAACAGCUCACCGAACUUGUGCAUAAUAUCGUUAAUUCAAAUGAAACUGACUACAACAGACAUCUAUGGCAAAAACUGUUGACUACUGGUCACUGGUCUAUUCCAGUGUGGGAUGGUGAACCUCAAAUAUCGAAAUUUGCAAGUGCAAGGUAUUAAACCAGAAAAUUAAUAUUAUCCAACGUAUUUGACUGUUUUCACCAUAAAUCUAAGAGGAAUUAUUACUAUUGCCGUUGUUGUUGUAAUUGAAACAUGUUAAACCACGUGAUUUUACUAAAGCAUCAUUGAGUAAUUUGCUCAAUGAAAAUGAAAAAAGAUCAUUUAUUCUA
Schistosoma haematobium is the source of this 2886-nucleotide messenger RNA. RefSeq names its product Cilia- and flagella-associated protein 53 (gene CCDC11). Bases 2186 to 2716 code for a protein of 176 amino acids. The record is from RefSeq and is a predicted model, not a curated record. The transcript is spliced from 11 exons. Lineage: Eukaryota; Metazoa; Platyhelminthes; Trematoda; Strigeidida; Schistosomatidae.